AUGGUAGCGGUUACUCGUGCUGCGGCAGCACGUCAACAGCAAUCAUCAAAGGUAACUAGUACAGUUGUACUAGGUGCUGUAAGAAAAAGGUGUGUUAAAAAGAAGAAAAAAAUAGUUGGACAAUCUACAUCAUCAUCUGCUCCUUCGUCGUCAUUGCAAUCAUAUAACGAGGUCGCAGGCAAAAGUAAUAUUACUGAUGCUAGUAGAUACGAUCGUUACGGUAAUCCAACAGGAAGAGAAUAUGAUUUGGGCCGAGAUGGGGCAUUUAUGGGGUUUAAUAUUUUGAUUGCACAAUUCUAUAGCGGCUUUCAGUUCAAUGACGCAGCUAUGCAAGUACCGAUUGAUGCGCUGAAGGUCAAAGGCUUCCAAGUGAAACACGUAAAAACUGAGAAUGAAUGUAUAACAGAACUUGCUUCAAAUCGUUAUGAAACCGCAUGGAUUAUUAGUACCAAUCAAAUUCAAAAUUCAAAAUUUAUUUCAGCUUUAACAGCUUUUCAUUCAUCUGGUGGUGCUAUUUUUUUAUUUGCCGAUAAUACACCAUACGUAUGUCAUGCAUCUGAAUUUCUUAAAACAAAAUUUGGUAUUACUGUCGAAGGAAAUUAUUAUGGCGGAAAAACAAUGACGUACAAAGAAAAUGGUCAUCAGAAAAUCGGAAAUUUCGGUCAACAUGAAAUUUUUACUGGAAUCACAAAUUUAUUCGAAGGUAUCACCAUAUGUCAUCCAGUAUAUUCAACACCAGAAAGUCGCACGGCAUUCGUCACUAUAGCAACGGCUACUGAUGAUAAUUCUAGUAUUGCUGUAUAUGAUCCACCUCCGACGUCAAGAGAAGGACGAUUAUGUUUAGAUUGUGGUUUUACAAAAUUAUAUAUCAACUGGGAUUCAGCAGGCACAGCUCGUUACAUUGUUAACGCCAGCUGUUGGCUUUUACGAAUUGAAAACCGUUGA
Didymodactylos carnosus is the source of this 945-nucleotide messenger RNA. Lineage: Eukaryota; Metazoa; Rotifera; Eurotatoria; Philodinida; Philodinidae. The record is from the annotation of a GenBank genome assembly.